Molecule: messenger RNA, 1998 nt
Organism: Caenorhabditis sp. 36 PRJEB53466
Lineage: Eukaryota; Metazoa; Nematoda; Chromadorea; Rhabditida; Rhabditidae
Source: the annotation of a GenBank genome assembly
AUGGUGUUGGACAAACUUCGCGCCAAGUUCCAUUUGCGCAAAGAGCUGCUUCGUGCCGCGCUCGCCGAGUUCAGUGGAACCUUCUUGCUCGUCGUGAGUCUAAUAAGCAUCACUAACAUGUGUCCCCGGGGGGAGCGAAACAGCGCCACCCAGCAGCAGCAGAGACUAAUUCAUAUGCAAUUAGGUCCGAUUCGGAACAUCUGGCUGCUCGUUGUGCUCUUUGCUGCUCAGGAUUAGAAUCCGCCAGCUUCUGGUCCCUUUCGAAACGACGACGGUCAGGUGGGAGAGGCACGCGAGCGAGUAGAUCAAAAUAGUGAUUAGUGGGAGUGAGCGAGUGAGAGCCGCGAGCAGAUGCCCCGGGGGACAGGCACUUGUUUGCGACAUUUGACAAGCGCUGAGCCAACGAGCCGACGUCUUCUUUCCAGCUCAUCGGCCUUUCUGUCGUUGCACAGAAGGUGCUCCCCCGACCGGAAGUCAACGAGUUCAUCGGAGUCAACGUCGGAUUCGGAAUCGCAAUCGUUUUCGGAGUGGCUGUUUCGGCCAAAGUGUCUGGUAUGUGUGUUGAGAGUGAAUUGAGAGAGCGUGCAAAAUGAGAAAUGGAAGUGACUACUACCACACAGUCGCCGAUUUAUGGGCAUUGCGUGAGAGAAGUAAACAAUCGGCCAUUUUUCAGGAGGACACAUCAACCCAGCCGUCUCCCUCGCUUUCCUCUCCAUCGGACAAAUCACCAUUGUUCAGUUCAUCGCUUACUUCUUCGCCCAGUUCUUCGGAGCCUUCCUCGGAGCCGCUGUUGUCUACGUAGUCUACAAUGACGCCAUCAACGCGUUCGACGGAGGAGUCCGUACCAUCGGAGGAGCAAAGGACACCGCCGGAAUCUUCGCUUCUUACCCGGCUCCGCAUCUCGGCCUCGUCAACGGAUUCUUCGACCAGUUCAUCGCCACCGCCGUCUUCGUCUUCCUGAUCGCUCACAUCGUUGACAAGCGCAACGCGUACCCAACCUGGCUCCAGCCAAUUCUCGUUGGAACUGCCUUCGUCGGAAUCGGAGCUGCCUUCGGAUACAACUGCGGAUACCCGGUCAACCCGGCCCGUGACUUCGGACCACGUCUCUUCACCGCCAUCUUCUACGGAUCCGGAGUUUUCACGUGAGUAAUCGGCCUCAAAGAGGCAACUGUCGGAAGGAUUCGGGCGGCAAUAAACUCAUUUUCGCGGUCACAUUCUCUGCCCGAAGGUCUCCCUCUUCCUUCUCCUCUUGCCGUCCGAAUGAUCGGCGCACCGUAAUGCGGUCUGUCCGAAUUGUUUCAUCGGGUGGGGGAGGCCUGACGGACAGGUAAACAACAACCGCAUUUCUGCCAAUUCGGCCGGCGACGUCGAUGCCAUGAAUUCUGGGCGCAACGUGAAAAGUAAACAUGCGAUUUCCUAAGGAAGUCGGGUACUCGAUUUCGUGCCAACCUGCCAGCCAACCUUGUUUUCGUCCGAUCACCCGCUCAACACAUGGAAGGAGGGGAAAUGAAAACAGAGUCAUAAAAUGGGGUUGUUUUGAGGGAGAAAGAGGGCGAAAACAUGUACGCACAAACAGCUUUCAAGGCGACCCAAAAUACGAAUUUAAAUUAAAAGCAAAUAGGAAAUUGUGUGCGGUUUGCAGCAAGUGGUUCUGGGUGCCAAUCGUCGGACCCUUCGUCGGAGCCGUCGUCGGAAUCUGGUUCUACUACUUCUUCAUCGGAUUCCACACCCCACAAGACGCCGAGGAGAAGUACGUCGUGCUCACCGGAAACCAGGAACUCAAGCCGCUCACCGCCAAGGAGUAAGUUUCCCUCCGCAAGUCUUUCAGAAUAAUCUCAGUUUCAGCUCUGCCUAAACUGGUUCAAAACCGUAAGAUUUUGAGUUUGCCCAUUCGUAGAGCAUGUCUUGCUUAUCCACUUAGUCAUAGAAUAGAUUGACCAUCCAUCAUUCAUGACUACAGUAAUCCUUCGUUCUUUCAGCGCCGAAGAGGCUGCCUAA